This is a messenger RNA of Puccinia graminis f. sp. tritici CRL 75-36-700-3, 1287 nucleotides long. RefSeq lists its product as uncharacterized. The transcript has 3 exons. The coding region runs from base 1 to 1287 and encodes 428 amino acids. The record is from RefSeq and is a predicted model, not a curated record. Lineage: Eukaryota; Fungi; Basidiomycota; Pucciniomycetes; Pucciniales; Pucciniaceae.
AUGGAAGACAGCUCAACCCAAACCAGAGGCCCCAACGAAGAAGUAAUCGAUACAGAGAGCGAAGAAAGUGAAACCUUCAAAGAUUUAACGGAACCAGAAGGUCCAAAAGAGAAGUAUAAAGACUUGCUCUCACACGUACCAGACACGGCCGCGGUAGACGACCUAGUCGUUACCCUUUCAUCUCAAACAGAGAUCCAGGCGGACGACCAUCCAACUUCAACAGUAACCCAAACGCUCUUGUCCGUACCAACACCCAAGUCGGACAGAUUAAUCUUGUGGGACAAGAUAGCAGAAGCGGUCGCAGCGAACGACAAAGAAAACGCAGAUUUCUUCAUCCGACUGUACUCACAAUUAGGAGAUUCCAACGCCGCGGAUAAACCAACCAGGAUCUCUUCCAAACACUUCGAUGUCGGCUUCACACCUUACUUCGACAAGAACAUCAAAGAGCUACGUGGCCCAAUUCCUUUGACUAUCUUCGACAAGAGGUGGCAAGAGGAUGCCAUCCAAUUCCACACGAACAAACGCUCCAAAGGAGAUGAGAAAGACGGUAAUUAUACCGGUUUUGAGUACCCUAACGAGUGGACGCAAUCCUUCGCAAAGUGGACCGCCAACCACAGAAACUUCCACGUCACUUUCAGGGACAUGUACAACUACCCUGAAUUUGCAGAUUGGAUCCUAGAACACAAGUCUAACGUCGACCGAAUAAUCGCCGAAGACGGUUUCCGCUACGACUUGAUUGUCCGACAAAACGCCUUCUCAUACCAAGUAGAAAUGGAUCAAGGGACAUCGGCAGUAGAUAUAUCGAUCUUUAGGAAGGAAGUAAAAAGGGAAGCUUGGAAGGUCACCAGAAACCUAGAAGAACUAGACUAUUCUGAUAACCCCUAUGCGCUAGGAGGACCCAAAUUCAAUUUCGACCCGCAGACCGGCAAGCCGAGAGUCCCCAAAGGGAAGAACUUGGAAGACAUGACCCAUGGAGGGGAUAAUCGAUACCCCCCUAAAGGUAGAGGCGGGUUUAGACAAGGACGAGGUUCGGACAGAUUCCAGCAAGACCGUCGAAACUCAGAUUACGGCACGUACCGCGAUGAAUCUUACGGGUACGAGUACGGUGGGGGCAUGAAAAGACAAAGAGAAGUCCACCCUAGCGAUGAUAACCCACACGGGAGAUUCGAAUCAUCGUCGACCCGCGGGGGCUACUCCAAAGAAAGAUCUAAUUUUGGUAGAGAUCGGUCAUUCAAAGGAGCCGGCAAAAUGGACACGCCAAAAGGCAAAGAAAAAGACAUGUCGUAG